ACAAGUGGAAUGGUCUAGAUCUUGAAAUCCUAAAAUUCUUCCAAGCAUUUUGUCAUCUCCACUGUCAACGUUGCUGUCGUAGCCACCCUCACGCUCCGUGUGUCGUCUCGGUCGCUCUCGCUACUUCCAACGCCACCAUGCAGAACGAGGAAGGAGAGAACGUCGAUCUCUACAUUCCCAGGAAGUGUUCGUCAACCAACAGGUUGAUCACCUCCAAGGAUGUCGCUUCAGUUCAGUUGAACGUGGGUCAUCUUGAUGAGAACGGCGUUUACACAGGCCAAUUCACCACAUUUGCUCUAUGUGGAUUCGUCCGUGCACAGGGUGAUGCCGACAGCGCCCUUGAUAGGUUGUGGGCCAAGAAGAAAGCUGAACUCGGGCAGUAAUUAUGAUUACAGUGGCGGAGCGCAGAUUAGUGUCACCAAUCUCAUGUCUGAUAGGAAAUCUUUAUUUUUUGGUGAUCAAACAUUUGUGCUAGGAUCUUUCGCACUAAACUUCUCUGUCGAAUUUUCUGUUGUGUGAUAUGUGAUCCUGAGUGGUGCUUUAAGCAGACGGGUCUCUGUUUGUCGUGGUUGUUUGUCACAAUGCAGACUGAUAAGAUAAAAUGCACCACUUGUGCUUAUCUGAGCUA
This is a messenger RNA of Physcomitrium patens, 628 nucleotides long. RefSeq names its product small ribosomal subunit protein eS21y. Gene Ontology annotation, biological process: translation. Gene Ontology annotation, molecular function: structural constituent of ribosome. Gene Ontology annotation, cellular component: ribosome. The record is from RefSeq and is a predicted model, not a curated record. Lineage: Eukaryota; Viridiplantae; Streptophyta; Bryopsida; Funariales; Funariaceae.